AUGGACGCGCCGGCCGCCUGCGAGAUCGAGCGCCUGCCGGAGGACCUCCUGGUGCACGUGAUAUCGCUCACGUCGCCGGCGGGCGCCAUCCACGCCACCGCCGUGUCCCGGGCCUUCCACGCCGCCGCCGACUCGGACACCGUCUGGUCCCGCCUCCUGGCGCGCGACCUCCCGCAGUUCGCCAAGAGGGAGCUCCCCCGCAAGCCGCCGUCGACCAAGAAGGGGAUGUUCCGGCGCCUCUCCGACGAACCGGCCCUCCUCCCGGGCAAGUAUGUGGCAAUAAGCGCUUCUACAUGCAUCCUCCUGUCGGUCCCUAAAGUACCAAGGUUCUCACAAGCCGCUGACAUCGGCCAUGUUAACAUACUCAAGAUAUGUGCCAAGAUACAGAGAAACAUGCUCUCUCAAAACAUAACCUACGUGGCAUACAUGGUGUUCAAGCUAGGACCCAGAUUUUACUGCUUCGAUUUCCCGUUUCAAGAAGCCUCAUUUGGCGUUGUUGGCACCCAGUCGAUCCAGCAGGUUUGCCUGCAAGGCUAUGUCGAGGACGGUGAUGGAACCGGUGUUCCACCUCGGAAACACAUCAUGCCAAGUUCUUACAGUAUAUAUAAUCGUGACGAGGUUCCUCCUCAAAAGAACGUUGUUUUCCCACGUAAGAAAGCCGACGGUUGGAUGGAGGUGGAGCUUGGUGAGUUCCAUAAUGAGGGAGGUGAUGGUGAGGUCUCCAUCAGCUUGACCGAGACAACAAAACCCAAGAGUGGCCUUAUUGUCUGGGGCAUUGUGAUAAGAAGUAAGCAACAAAAGAAAAAAGAAGAAGUAAGCAACAAAGGCCAGUAA
Messenger RNA from Triticum turgidum subsp. durum (durum wheat), 834 nucleotides. The record is from the annotation of a GenBank genome assembly. Lineage: Eukaryota; Viridiplantae; Streptophyta; Magnoliopsida; Poales; Poaceae.